UAGAAGAUUAGGGAGAGAGGUUGUACUGGGGAAGAAUUCAUGCGAAUAUGAAAUUCUUAUUCAAGUAACCAAAACCACGCCAUUCAAUUAUUGUGAUUUCUGUGUGCGUCAACCCCCUUCGUUUUGCCCUCCGUUUUUACCAAAGAGAUCAAGAUUCUCAAAACCCCCCAAUUUCCCCAAAAUUGGCAUGCCAAAAAUCCCUUCAUUUUUCCCAAUCUUUCUCUUUGAAUGUUUACUUUUUGGAAAUUGAAGACCUGUCAUGUUGUGAUCCCGUUUUCAGCUAAUUAUGAUCAUGCUUUAAUGUUUGAAGAUCUCGAAGGCGGUUCCUACGCGGUUAAUUCGUUCUAGGGUUUCUUUCUCUUUGCUUCAUCUCCUUUCUUAAUCUGAAUUUUUAGGGAAGAUGAGUGUUUCCAGAUCUCAGGUUUGGCAACCUUGUAAGAAGAAGAGACUUUGAUUUGAUUGAAAAAGUUCUUCGGGGGGAAAUGGAUGGUAUAUGCAUAUCUUAACUUGAUAUUUCUUUCGAUUUCGAAUAAAGAAGAUGGAAUAAUACAAUUUUUGGAAAGAUCGUCAAAGAUUCAUAGGAAUAUACUUGUAUAUUUCUGUAUAGAUAGAUAACAGACGGGGGUUUCAUUUGGUAUACUUUACAUAGAGGGUUAGAAGGAGGGGGUAAACAGAUGUCGUCGUCGCGACCUUCGAGGACAAGAGUCGGUAGGUAUGAGCUCGGAAGGACGCUUGGGGAAGGGACGUUUGCGAAGGUGAAGUUCGCUAGAAAUACUGAAACAAACGAGAAUGUUGCCAUCAAGAUUCUCGAUAAGGAGAAAGUUCUCAAGCAUAAGAUGAUCACUCAGAUCAAACGAGAGAUAUCAACAAUGAAACUUAUCAGACACCCAAAUGUCAUUCGAAUGCAUGAGGUUAUGGCAAGCAAGACAAAAAUAUACAUUGUUUUGGAAUUUGUCACAGGUGGUGAACUAUUCGACAAAAUUGCAACUAGAGGUAGACUUAAAGAAGAUGAAGCAAGAAAGUACUUUCAGCAGCUCAUUAAUGCUGUAGAUUAUUGCCAUAGUCGUGGUGUUUUUCAUAGAGAUCUCAAGCCUGAAAAUUUACUAUUGGAUGCAACUGGUUGUCUCAAAGUUUCUGAUUUUGGAUUAAGUGCACUUCCACAACAAGUUCGUGAAGAUGGAUUAUUACACACAACAUGUGGGACCCCAAACUAUGUUGCCCCUGAGGUGAUCAACAACAAGGGUUAUGAUGGAGCUAAGGCUGAUUUAUGGUCAUGUGGUGUAAUUCUUUUUGUUCUUAUGGCUGGAUACCUUCCUUUUGAAGAAUCAAAUCUUAUGGCUUUAUACAAGAAGAUAUUCAAGGCUGACUUUUCUUGUCCUCCAUGGUUCUCUUCAAGUGCAAAGAAGCUAAUCAAAAGGAUUCUGGAUCCUAAUCCUUUAACAAGAAUUACAACAGCUGAAGUGGUGGAGAAUGAAUGGUUUAAGAAAGGAUAUGUGCCACCUAGAUUUGAACAAGAGGAUGUUAGUCUUGCUGAUGUGGAUGCUAUUUUCAAUGAAGCUGGGGAUUCUCCUAUCCUUGUAGUGGAAAGGCGGGAUGAACGCCCUGCUCAACCUGUCACCAUGAAUGCUUUUGAGCUAAUUUCUAAAUCUCAAGGCCUCAAUCUCAGUUCUCUUUUUGAAAAACAAAUGGGGCUUGUGAAGCGUGAAACAAGAUUUACAUCCAAAUGUCCAGCCAAUGAGAUUAUAUCAAAAAUAGAAGAAGCUGCUACUCCACUUGGAUUUGAUGUCAAGAAAAAUAACUACAAGUUGAAACUUCAAGGCGAAAAGACUGGACGCAAGGGUCAUUUAUCUGUUGCAACAGAGAUUUUUGAAGUGGCACCUUCAUUGCACAUGGUUGAGGUUCGAAAAGCAGGAGGAGAUACAUUAGAAUUUCACAAGUUUUACAAGAACCUUUCUACUGGAUUGAAGGAUAUUGUGUGGAGAAAUGGAGAUGAAGCAAAUGGAGAUCUGAAUGGUACUACCACUACACUACCUCCUUGAUAAUGGAUUUUUGGAUGUUUUGGUUAUUAUUUUUAAUUUCUUGUUUUCGUUUGAUCUAUAUAUAAUUAUAUAUUUAUAUAUUGUCAUGACUAAAACACUAAACUAUGUAAUGUAAUGGUUUUCAUACGAUUUUAUGAUGAAUGAUGUUUAAUAGAA
Molecule: messenger RNA, 2195 nt
Organism: Lactuca sativa (garden lettuce)
Lineage: Eukaryota; Viridiplantae; Streptophyta; Magnoliopsida; Asterales; Asteraceae
Gene: CIPK23
Product: CBL-interacting protein kinase 23
Biological process (GO): signal transduction; protein phosphorylation
Molecular function (GO): ATP binding; protein serine/threonine kinase activity
Source: RefSeq, a predicted model, not a curated record